UGCUAGUAUAAGAAAGCAAAGGAGCCCAGUAGGGCGGGUCAUUGUUACUUGUGGCGUCUAACAAGACUGUAGCAGCCAUGAGAUCGCGCUUCUUACUGAUAGUACUGUGUGGAAGUGUCCUGGCACAGUAUGAUGACGAUGAUUUUGGAAGUGCCUUGCCACAAAGAGUCAUCAUCCCUGGAGCUGUUCCUGCUGGCCGACCCCAGGUCCGUCCUCGGAUUCAAGGGGCACAAGGACGAGUCCUACAAAGUCCUAGGGGAUCUGGGGCAGUACCAGUGUUGAGAGUACAUCGUCCUGGUGCACCAGGACGAGGCGAAAAGCCACAGCAACAAGGAUAUCCAUCUACUCUGAGUGCUGGAGAACCGCAAAUAUUAAGAAGCACUCCAAAUCCAUUAGGACCCACCCCAUCCUUACCUGCCAUUCUUGCUCAAGCACGUCCACUUCCACACGCGAGUACAAUACUUCCUCGCCCCAUACAAGAAGAGCCAUUUGAAGAUGAAACAGAAACAGAUCUGGAUUCUGAGACACAAGCUCUUUCAAUCCCAAGUUCAACUUCUCUCCCAGCUAGUCUGUCUACACGUCCACAGAGUCUACAGCCUGCAGCAUUCCGUCCAACAAGACCUGCAUUCAAGCCUGAAAGGCCAUUAGUGCCACAUGUAUCUCCUUCUAUAGAAGAUAUACAAGUUCCUAGUCGCCAGCAAUUCAGGCAAUCAGCUGAUGACCUUCCAGUACCUACACGCCAGCAGUUCCAUCAACCUACUGAAGACAAUAUAGCGACACGCCAGCAGUUACGCCAACAGCCUAGGCCAGUACCUACUGAGCCCCAGUACACAAAGACAUCCCCUCAAGAGUACAAUACAAGGCAACAGCAGAUCACAAGACAACCGCCCCCUCAGCAACAAUUCAGCAAGCCACAACGUGGAAAGAAACCAGUAGCUCAGGUUAUCAGUCGUUACCGUGAAGAUAAUGAAGAUGGCAGCAUUACAUGGGGUUAUGAAAAUGAUGACGGAAGUUUCAAGGAGGAAACCAUUGGUGUCGACUGUGUCGUACGAGGCAAAUACGGUUACACGGACCCAGACGGCCUGCGUAGACAGUACACAUACAGCAGUGGAAUACCUUGUGAUAAAGAAGAAGAAAACAGAAAGAAAGAGAGUACCGAAGGUUUUGAAGACUAUCAAAACAACAAAUAUGUACUUCCAAAUGGUGAUGCUAUUGAUCUGGAAUCUGCUGUAAGAAACAAAGCAAGAAAACCAGUUACUCAAUACAGAAACUGAUGUAUUUGUACAAUCAACUUAAAACUGUAGUGUAAAUUACAGAUGAUGUGAAAUGAAAGCAGACACAGACCAAUAUACAGCAGUAUAAUACAGCUUAGAAACAAAA
This is a messenger RNA of Zootermopsis nevadensis, 1380 nucleotides long. RefSeq lists its product as uncharacterized. Gene Ontology annotation, cellular component: chitin-based extracellular matrix. The record is from RefSeq and is a predicted model, not a curated record. Lineage: Eukaryota; Metazoa; Arthropoda; Insecta; Blattodea; Termopsidae. Gene Ontology annotation, molecular function: structural constituent of chitin-based larval cuticle.